Messenger RNA from Didymodactylos carnosus, 333 nucleotides. The record is from the annotation of a GenBank genome assembly. Lineage: Eukaryota; Metazoa; Rotifera; Eurotatoria; Philodinida; Philodinidae.
AUGGGCAGCCCGGUUGCCCCUAUACUUGCACAUUUAUUUAUGCGUGAACUUGAAGAGAAUAUUAAAAGUUUUAAAGGAAAAAAACUAUCAAUUUUUUAUCGUUAUGUUGAUGAUGUGUUUAUGGUAUUACAUGAAACACAAAGAGAUAUUGCAUUAUUUGUGAGAUUUAUGAACAAACUAGAAAGUUCAAUUAAAUUCACAAUAGAAAUGCAAACAGAUAAUAAAUUACCCUUUCUUGACGUCAUGGCGGAGAGAAAAGAUUCAGAAUUAAUUACAUAUGUUUACAGAAAACCCACUGACCCUGGUCUAUAUCUCAGAUGGACAAGUAAUUAA